Molecule: messenger RNA, 1857 nt
Organism: Thermochaetoides thermophila DSM 1495
Lineage: Eukaryota; Fungi; Ascomycota; Sordariomycetes; Sordariales; Chaetomiaceae
Exons: 2
Coding region: 1-1857 (618 amino acids)
Source: RefSeq, a predicted model, not a curated record
AUGGACGAGAUGGUUCUGCUUCAGCAACGCAGCCUGGAUGGCGCGAUCCCGGGUCCGAAUCGGCCGUCAGGCACUCUCCACGAGAGGCGUCGUUCAAGCCGUGGAGGGAGUAGGGAUGAGACGAAGCCACGCCGGUUUCCCGACGAGUCUGUCUCGUCUGCCACCUCCCAGGCUGACGACUUGAUCGAGACGCGUUCAAGCCGUUCCGCGUCUACAGCCUCACGAAGCACAAACAGACUGUCGUUGACCCUGCCCAUCGCCCCUCCGAAUCCCUACCCUUCACGUCCUACCCCGUUAACCGCGACAACACCUGCAUUUCCGCCCACACCUCUCGACACUCCUGCUCUGAUGUCCCCCAUUGACGCUAAUGACUUGAUCACGGCAAUUGCGGCUCAGGAGCGCCGUGUCUUGGAGCUCCGAGAAGAGCUGUCACGUGCUGAGGAGGAUCUUGCACGGCUGAAGAAGCAAUGGGCAACUCACGAGGCCUAUAAAAAGAGGCCGGAUAGGAGAGCCACGGAUCCUACCCGCGGUAUCGAUGCGCAGGACGAGACGGCCAUCCGACGUAGCCUGGAGCUCGAUCGGAGAAGAGCCCUGCUUACUCAGCAACAGACUUCACAAGCUGCCCCUGAGAGAAGUCGUCGACGCGUUUUCACCGGCACGCACACACGUCAACUGUCGUUGUUAUCACCAACUAAGCCCGACGGGUUGUCGGAUUACGAUGCUGAUCGCUCCAAGGACGACAGCGAUGGCAACAACUAUGCGGCGUCUGCCUAUACGUCUCUCUCUGCCCCAUCAUCCAAGAGAGCCUCUUGGGCCCCUCGGUCAACGCAAACGAGCGGGGUCAAGCAGUUUGCUCAGGAUCUCAAGACAGGACUUUGGAUGUUCAUGGAGGAUCUGCGCCAGGCUACGGUGGGCGACGAACCGAUUACCGGCCAGGGUACCUACCGGAGGGGGCUCAACGGCUAUUCGACUGGCGACCAACACACGAUUCGCGCGUCGUCCUCAAACAACUCUCGACCGCGGGCCUCUGCAGUCUUCGACGACAGUGCCCCAAAAGCGGUAGCGCCCAAUGGAGAAUCUCGACAAGAUGGAAUACCAAUGGACAAAGAUGCCUCCCAACGCUCCCAACGAUCCAAGAACGAGGCCCCAAAAUCGACAAAGCGCUUCUCGUGGACACCGCUGAGUACCGAUGCGUACGACGACAACGACUGGUCAAACUGGGACAACCCAAGCGGCUCGUCUCUUCGUUGGAGCGGUACGACCGUCAACGGGGAUAUCAUUCCCUCGCCCCCAGAAAAACGCAGGGAACCCGAGACGUCAACUCCUAUCAAGAAGAAAUCCUCCAAACCCCGCGUCGCCUCUACUUCCUCCUCUUCCUCUACAUCCUCCUCCUCCAGCUCAAGCGCAGCAAGCUCCAGCAGCGUCUCAUCCGCCCCUUCUGCGCCGGCGUCAUCCUCCUCGUCAGCCUCCACCACAGGAUUAGUCGGCGCAGCGGCCGUUUUCGGUGGCCUCAAGAGCCCCGUCGUCAAGCAGCUGGAGGAUCUCUUACCGCCCAUGCUGAAUCGCCUGACGCCCAGCAACAUCAAGCGGACCGCCACCGACCUGAUGAAGGAGUGGGAGCGCAGUUUAUUGCCUCCCGACGCGAUGCCAAACAGCAGCAGCAGGGGGCAGGGGGUUGGUGCUGCUGCAGCAGCUGGUGGUGGUACGGUGAAUGCUCCUGUGGCCGCGGUUGAUGGUUAUAGUUGCCAUCAGCAACAGCAGCAACAGCAGCAGCAGCAGCAGCAACAGUCACAACAACACCUAAACCAUCAGCAGCAACAAAAGCGGAGAGGAGGAGCAGGAGAGAAGCGUGUGUGA